Messenger RNA from Tuber aestivum (summer truffle), 1238 nucleotides. NCBI's taxonomy places the organism in Eukaryota, Fungi, Ascomycota, Pezizomycetes, Pezizales, Tuberaceae. The record is from the annotation of a GenBank genome assembly.
AUGGAACUCGACCGAAGUUCCCUCGCUACUUACCGUUCCAUUUUUCCUGAUGACAAGAAAUUCCCUUACACCAGGGAUCGUAUUAGUCAAAUUACGCGACAUCGGAGUUCGCUUGACGGGAGUCUAUUCUUCGAUUAUGUUCUCAGGGAAAUAGCCUGUAUCGAGGAUGGUAACUAUUCAAUCCCUUGAUUUUCCGUUCGGAGCCAAUUCCCCAAUCGUUAUCGCAAAUAAUAACGCAUCGACCAUCCAGCCGAUCGACUCUACCCACCAAAGAACGUCACCGCCUUACGAGCACUUGUCACCACUAUCAUGGAGAAGGAAGAAUUAGAUAAGCUGAAGAGAGACUCCUUCAUAUAUUAUCUCAAGAAGGAUUUCGACUACGCCCAUCCUAGCAGCGAUGACGCUAGAAGCUACGCUCGGAAGGCUCUUGUCCAGCCAAACUUUUGUAGCCUGAUGGAUGGUCUCUGGGCUUUGGAUAAUUUCAGGUUCGAGGUAUGCUCCCCUCCUUCGCCCGUCACAAGUGCCUGGCUCUCACAAUCACAUUGCAGGAAGCUACCAUGCUCUUGGCUGAGCCAGCCGUUACUCCCACCAAUCCUCACAAGAUACUUUCCGCCCUCAUCCAUCAUGCUGGCCCUACUCUGGGUCCAAGGCUCGCUACCACUUUCGUUCAAGCGACACAGACAAAACUAAACACAGAUGACUCAAUAAGAGAUUACUUCGCCGCUCUCAAUGCUACCUCCAUUGAAUCAGCCUUUCUCUACCAACGAACGGUCCCGGAAUCCCUACAGCAUGAGCUGUUCACCAGUCUCAUCGAUCAUUGCCUCACAGUUCGCAAAGAAGUCAAUGCUUUAAAACUUAUCAACCUGCCAUUCACCCCCAAAGAGCAACAGAUAUUUGAGGAUCACAUCCGCCACUCCAAUCUUCCGGCUGCCCAGGAUACGUUGAUAAUUAAGCAGAUGCAUCAAGGGCAACUGGAUGAUGCUUUGGCAGCCGCAAGAUCCGCUCGCUAUCAGAACGAGCCAGAGCUCAAAGGCCUCAACUGGGCAAGUCUGGCCAGAGGGCUUUCCUUGGGCAUCGGGCCGAGAGCGGCCAACGAAGAAACCGCUUAAGACCCCGCACCUUCUGGAUACCUAUUGUGCCCCUAGUAUGGAAUGACCCUCAUGUUAAUAGUCCCGAUUCAACAAACAAUACUGGUCCAAUCAUAUUUUUGCCACAAAUUAAAAUAUUCUGUUCUAUUU